UGGUCUCUGAUGAGAUUAUCCCAGUGUGUCAACAUGGCAGGCCGGGCUGGGUGUCGACUUCCGUCCACCCGGGAGCCUCCCCCUCCCCCAGGCAGGGACACACUUUGACCACCUGUAUAUAAAGCGGAUCCUGGCUGGACGUCAGCAUCAGCCCGUGUGAGAAGGUGAAACAGUCUCAAUGGAUCUCACCAGCAUUCUUUUUGUUCUUUUGCUACAGAUCAUCACCUUUUGCCAUGCACAGUCGGGCUGGGAGCAGACCGUCAAUAACGAGCACUCGAUGGACCCGUACGGCAAGGAAACCAUCACAGACACCAUCCUCAAGAUGAACAAAGGCGCUUUGCAGAGACUGAUGGAGGGAGACCUGCUGCUUCCGACAACAAGGACCGCCAUGAAGUGCGUGGGUGACCCGCACAGCUGCCUGUGGCAAAAAUCUCCCAACGGCAACGUGGUGAUCCCGGUCGCCAUAUCUGACAACUACGACGCCAGCGAGAAGAGCACCAUCGUGACGGCUCUCCAAGAGAUGGAGGCCCAAACCUGCAUCCGAUUCAUUCCACGAACCACACAGCGAGUUCACAUCAGCAUCGAGCCAAAAUACGGGUGUUUCUCCAUGCUGGGCCGCCUGGGAGACAAGCAGGUGGUCUCCCUGCAGCGCUUCGGCUGCGUCCAGCACGGCAUCAUCCUGCACGAGAUGAUGCACGCCUUGGGCUUCUACCACGAGCACACCCGUAGCGACCGCGACAACUACGUGCGCAUCGAGUGGGAGAACGUCCAGAAGCUUCACAGACACAACUUCCAAAAGCAGGACACCAACAACCUCAACAUCCCGUAUGACUACACCUCUUUGCUGCACUACGGAAGGACAGCCUUUGGCAAAGGCCAGGGCGAAACCAUCAUCCCCAUCCCCGAUGAGUCCGUGGAAAUCGGCCAGCGGAAUCGCCUCUCCGACCUGGACGUGCUCAGGAUAAACCGCCUGUACCAGUGCAAGAAUUACAGACACUAGAAUGUUCUUUUUCUGUGAGUCUCAAUU
Dunckerocampus dactyliophorus (ringed pipefish) is the source of this 1027-nucleotide messenger RNA. RefSeq names its product low choriolytic enzyme-like. The transcript is spliced from 8 exons. The record is from RefSeq and is a predicted model, not a curated record. NCBI's taxonomy places the organism in Eukaryota, Metazoa, Chordata, Actinopteri, Syngnathiformes, Syngnathidae. Gene Ontology annotation, biological process: proteolysis. Gene Ontology annotation, molecular function: zinc ion binding; metalloendopeptidase activity. Bases 179 to 1000 code for a protein of 273 amino acids.